Molecule: messenger RNA, 3317 nt
Organism: Numida meleagris (helmeted guineafowl)
Lineage: Eukaryota; Metazoa; Chordata; Aves; Galliformes; Numididae
Gene: INTS5
Product: integrator complex subunit 5
Exons: 3
Biological process (GO): snRNA 3'-end processing
Cellular component (GO): integrator complex
Source: RefSeq, a predicted model, not a curated record
CGUCCCCCCGACUUCUCCCCAUUCUGCAGCCCCCAGGACCUUUCCCAGGAGCUCAAAGCCUUCCUCACCGGCUCCGACCCCGCUCUGGGCACCCCUCUUUCCCCCCCGGACCACGCUCGCUGCGCUCUCCGCCUCCUCCGCCGCCUCCCCGCCGCCCGCCACGCCGUCCUGCAGCACCUGGCCGGCCUCUUCGACGACCACGUCUGCGCCCACCUCCGCCUGCGUUCCGAGAUCCCUUCCACCGCCCCAGGCCCGGCCCCUCUCCUCCUCCCCCCCUCGGCCCCCUCGGCGCUGACGGAGGUGAUCCACGAGGCUCAGCGCCUGCUGCUGGCCUUCAUCAAGGCCAAACCCGACGCCUGGGCUCCGCUGCUGGCCGCCUGGGCCGUGGAGCUGCUGGGCCAGCUGAGCAGCAAGUACUCGGGGCGGCACGGGGCGCGGGGGCUGAACGAGCUGCUCCAGCUGUGGAUGUCGUGCGAGGCCACGCGCACGCUGAUGGACAUCUACGCCCAGUGCCUGGCCGCGCUCAUCGCCUCGUGCCCGGACGCCUGCGUGGACGCCCUGCUGGACACCUCGGUGCAGCACUCGCCCCACUUCGACUGGGUGGUGGCCCACAUCGGCGGCUCCUUCCCCGGCACCAUCAUCAGCCGCGUGCUCUCGUGCGGCCUGAAGGAUUUCUGCGCCCACGGCGACGCUCUGGGCGCCGGCGCCGACAAACGCGUCCCCAAGCUGGCGUCGGUGGUGGGCAUCCUGGGCCACCUGGCCUCCCGCCACGGAGCCAGCAUCAAGCAGGAGCUGCUGCGCAUGUUCCACGAGGGCCUGGCCCCCGGGCAGCACAAAGCCACCGUCCCUUUCCUCCUGCAGCUGGCCCUCAUGUCCCCGCCGCUGCUGGGGACGGUGGCGGCCGAGCUGGUGGAAUCCCUGAAACCUCCGGUGCUCAACCAGCUCCACCAACGCUUCUCCCCUCUGCCCCGGGACGAGCUGGACGCCACCGUGGCCCUCCUGGUCCGCCUCAUCUGCCAGACGUCGGCCGGCGCUUACCGCACGCUGCAGUUCCUGCUGGACACCGCCAUGCCCGCCUCCGUCAUCACGUCGCCGGGCCUGGCCCUGCACGACGGCGUCCGCGAGGCCUGCGACCGCCUGGUGGCCCUGCUCCUCCUCCAGCUCCAGAAGCUGGUGCACAACCGGGCCGCGCCGAGCCCCGGCGAGACCCCCCCCCGCCCCGUCCCCUUCCUGGAAGCCCUGCGGCCUCACGUGGGCGAGCUGUGCGCCGAGACGCUGCGGCUGGAGCGCAAGCGUUACCUGUGGCAGCACCAGCUGCUGGGGCUGCUGGCCGUCUACGCCGCUCCGCACGGGGCCCCCGAGGCUCUCUUCCACCUGCUGGCCCUGGCCAAGGGGCAGGAGGAGCUGGCCCUGGCCACGCAGCUUCACGCCGUGCUGGCCGCCAGCCUGGCCGACCUCCCCGCCGCCGCCGCCUGUCAUCCCAACGUCACCUGGUGGUUCUGGGUGUCACCCAAUGUCACCCAGGGUCCCCUUGGUGGCACCUGGUGGCACUCAGUGUCACCCAAUGUCCCCUUGGUGGCACCUGGUGGCAGGGAGUUGUCGCCCAAUGUCACCGAAUGUCACCCAAUGUCCCCUUGGUGGCACCUGGUGGCACUCGGUGGCACUCAGUGUCAUUCAAUGUCCCCUUGGUGGCACCUGGUGGCACUCAGUGUCACCCAAUGUCACCUCGUGUCCCCUUGGUGGCACCUGGUGGGACUCAGUGUCACCCAAUGUCACCCCAGUGCCACCAGGUGCCACCCACGGGAACGGCCUCGUCUCCCGUCAAUCACUCCCGGACAGCCAAUCAACACGCGCCUCUCCCCUCUAUCCCCGCCCACCUCGUUGCCGCUCAGCGCAUGCGCAGCGGCAGCGGGGGCGGAGCCGUGUGGCGUGAGGACCAAUCAGCGCCGAGUGGAGGGGCGUGGCUUAGCGUCACUUCCGGCUCGGCGGCGGAGCGGCGGCGCGAAGAUGUUCUAUCACGUGAGCGGCACCGGGAAGGGCGGGAGCGCGGGGGNGGGCUCCUCGUCGCUGCUGGACACCAACCGGCGCUUCACGGCCGCCGUGGAUUUCUCGCCCGGCGUCUGGUCCGUCUUCCACGCCGGCGUCAUCGGGCACGGCUUGAAGGCGACGGCGGGGCCGGCGGCGCGGGGGCCGGAGGAGGUGGCCCGCAACACCCACGCUUUCCUGACCGUCCUGCUGCGCUGCUGCCGGGCCACCGAGCCCUGCCCGCCCCCCGUCCCCGCCAUCAGCCCCGAGGCGGCCAAGACGGUGGCCUCGGCGCUGGUGGACAGCGUGUGCCCGGCGGCGGCGGCGGCGGCCGGGGGGGAGCUUUGCUGGCCCCCCGAGGAGCAGGCCCGCGGCACGGUGGAACGCGACCUGGGCAUCCUGCGGCGCUUCCGGCAGCAACCCCUGCUCUUCCCUUUGCUCCGCCUGGUGGCCCUGGGCCGCCCGGCCCUGUGCUACUGCUCCGUGCUGCUUCGGGGGCUGCUGGCCACGCUGAUGGCUCACUGGGACGCGUGCCGGCACGGGGACACGGCCGCCUCGCCCUGGCACCUGCAGGCGUCGUGCGCCCUGGUGGCGUGCAUGGCCGAGGGCUCCCUGCUGCCGCCGGUGCUGGGGGAGGUGCAGGAGCUGUUCCCCCGCCUGGCGCCUUUCGAGGUGCGGCUGCUGCUGCUCAGCGUCUGGGAAUACCUGCGGGAGCACAGCCCCCUGCCACAGCGUUUCAGUUUUCAACCCCAGCGCGGCCUCUUCCAACGCGAUUUCGCCCGGGAAGGGGACCCGGGGAAGUACCUGGUGGCCCUGCACAGCGUGCUGCACCGCAACGUCGACCGCCUCGGGUUGCUGGCCGGACGCUUCCGUUCCUAGGGUGGCGGCGGGGGUCGAGGAACGGGCGCCUGGUGGCAGCUGGGGGCGACCGGGUGGCAUCGAGGGUCAAGAAAUGGCGUCUGAUGGCACCUGGAGGCACCCAGAUGGCACUGAGGGUCAAGAAAUAGCACCUGGAGGCACCCAGAUGGCACUGAGGGUCAAGAAAUGGCGUCUGAUGGCACCUGGAGGCACCCAGAUGGCACCAAGGGGCAAGAAGUGGCAUCUGAUGGGACUCAAACCACACCUGGAGGCACCCAGAUGGCACUGAGGAUCAAGAAGUGGUGUCUGAUGGCACCUGGAGGCACCCAGAUGGCACCGAGGGUCAAGAAAUGGCGUCUGAUGGCACCUGGAGGCACCCAGAUGGCACUGAGGGUCAAGAAAUGGCAUCUGAUGGCACCUGGAGGCACCCAGAU